AUGACCGACGACUCCCGAUCCCUCCGCAGGCGCACGUUCACGGUGCUUCUGAUGACGCCUCCCGGCCGACGCGUCUCUGAGUCGCUGACGUCCGCGGCGACCGCGACGUGGGACUUCGGCGACGUCUUGAAAGGUCACGCGGAGCCGUACGAAAGAAACGAAAGAAACGGCGGCGGCGGCGGCGGCGGCGCGUCGUGCCCGUCCCCGAACGCGCCGCGCGCGGUCGCGCGCGAGACCGCGCGCCGGUCGAUGACCUUCAGCGACGGCGACCACUUCGCGGAAGACGACGCGGCGAGCGGCGAGCGCGACACACCUCGAGGAGAUCGACGCGCGUCGUCGUCGUUUCCGGAGAGGCCGCGGUCGCUGUCGGACGCGAAGGCGCGUUCUAUACACUGGUUCCCAUACGACCGCGUCGGCGUGGUGAACGCCGAUCCUUAA
Messenger RNA from Micromonas pusilla CCMP1545, 438 nucleotides. RefSeq lists its product as uncharacterized. NCBI's taxonomy places the organism in Eukaryota, Viridiplantae, Chlorophyta, Mamiellophyceae, Mamiellales, Mamiellaceae. The record is from RefSeq and is a predicted model, not a curated record. The transcript has a single exon. The coding region runs from base 1 to 438 and encodes 145 amino acids.